AUGACCACCGCCUUAGCCGCCCGUAGGCUUGUCGCUGCGGCAACAAAGCGUCAAGCACGUCUCGCAUUGCAACAUGUGCGUUCGCAUCAUCCCGACCCCAUGUCGCCCAAGAUGACCAAGGGGUGGAAGGCUGCCCUCAAGGAAGCCGACAUCCCCACCACGAUGGCCGACAAGGAAACUGCUCAUGCCCUCGAGAUGGGUCUCCCUGGAGCCAGCAGUAUCGAAGACAAGACUAUUCCGACCUUUUCCCGCGGUGAAUUACCACACUUUGCUGGUAUUAAUACCUUCUUGAAGGCCCCCUACGUGGAAGAUGCUCGUAACGUAGGAGAUUAUGAUGCCACGGUCGUGGGUGUUCCCUUUGAUGGUGGAUGCACCUACCGUGCUGGAACUCGCUUUGGUCCACAGGGCAUUCGCCGCAUUUCGGCUCUGUACACCCCUUACAACUACGAAAAGGGCAUUGACUUGCGCGAAUCAAUGACGCUCUGUGAUGCAGGAGAUAUUUUCACCAUCCCUGCCAACCUCGAAAAGAGUUUUGAUCAAAUCAGUAAUGGUAUUGCUCACAUUGCUAGCACUGGGACCAUGCCCAUUAUUCUGGGUGGUGAUCACUCCAUCGGAUUUCCCACUGUGCGAGGUAUUGCCAGUGUCACCACCAAGAAUAUUGGUAUUAUUCAUGUCGAUCGUCAUGCCGAUAUUCAGGAGAAGGAUUUGGACGAGAGGAUGCAUACCACUCCGUACUUUCAUGCUACCAACUUGCCCAAUGUCAACCCCAAGGAAAGUGGCUUGUUUUUGCAGGCUAAUCUAGUCCAGAUUGGCAUUGGAGGAUGGCAAGUUCCUCGACCCGCUGUCCCCAUCAUGGUCGAGCGAGAGACCAACAUCUUCACCAUGGAUGACAUUGAGCAUCUUGGUAUUGAGAAGGUUGCUGAAAUGGCCUUGGAGUUGGCCUGGGAUGGCUGCGACGCUGUGUACAUGUCUUAUGAUAUUGACUCGAUCGAGGCGGCCUUUGUUCCUGGUACAGGGUGGCCCGAACCCGGCGGCUUGUUGCCCCGAGAAGCUCUCAAGCUGGUUGGAUUGGUGGCAAAGGAAGGCCUGUGUGGAAUGGAAGUAGUGGAAGUCAGCCCUCCCUACGAUCAUGCAGAUAUCACAAGUCUGAUGGCUCUGCGCAUUGUAGUCGAUGCCUUGGGUGCCAUGGUCAGCCAUGGCACCAUGGGCAACCACAAGAGCAUCAUUGACAAGGAGUUUACUCCUUUCUAG
This is a messenger RNA of Seminavis robusta, 1251 nucleotides long. Lineage: Eukaryota; Bacillariophyta; Bacillariophyceae; Naviculales; Naviculaceae. The record is from the annotation of a GenBank genome assembly.